Molecule: messenger RNA, 2240 nt
Organism: Pleuronectes platessa (European plaice)
Lineage: Eukaryota; Metazoa; Chordata; Actinopteri; Pleuronectiformes; Pleuronectidae
Gene: zmynd10
Product: zinc finger, MYND-type containing 10
Exons: 13
Coding region: 525-1868 (447 amino acids)
Biological process (GO): motile cilium assembly; inner dynein arm assembly; outer dynein arm assembly
Cellular component (GO): centriolar satellite; cytoplasm
Source: RefSeq, a predicted model, not a curated record
CAUCCAUCACACUGUAGCAUCAGGGAGGUGUCUCUGAUUGGUCCAAAAUUUACAGCACGACGGGAUCCCGUAAAAAAAAAGAGGAUCUAUCUUCAGAGACAGGAGGAACGUAGAGUCCUGUCACAGAUGAUCUGAUCAGAGCUGUGACCUCAACACUGUGGAGGAAGUCUGUGAUCAGAUCACUAGUAGGAAGAAGACACUGAGGCAAAGUCCAUAUAAGGAAAACAUACAUUGAACAAGACACUGUGAAAAACAGAACCUUAUACAGUCAAUUAUAUUUAACAUUAUUCUAUUACCACUUUUACUCAAGUCAAAGCAGUGGUGGGGCUGCAGCGCCCCUCUCUGGCGGAAAAGGGAACAUCCGCUCAGUGUGCGCUCGGUUUACCGUCCCCAUGACAACCCGAGGAGACGCUAACACCGGCUCAACAGUGUGACAUCACAGACAGCUUCUGUUUACACAUCAACAACUUGACGGAAGUUUGGUAACUUUUAAUUUCAGUUUCCAGCAGUUUCUCUCAACCACCAUGGAGUCAGUGAUCGUUCCUGCCGAGGCGGAGGGGUUCGUUCAGAGUCUGGAAACUUUCUCCAUCAAGGCCGUGGGCUCUGCGAGGUGGUUCAGACAGCAUGAGUACAUCGAGAAACUGAACAUGCAAGCGAUCCUGAACGCCUCUGCCAUGCGGGAUGAGUUCAUCAAGGAGCUGCUGGUGUCAUAUGAGAAGAUCCCUCUCCUGGUCCAUGAGAUGAUCCUGGUAGAGGUGUGGAAGCAGAAGGUGUUCCCCAUCCUAUGUCAGCUGCAGGACUUCAAUCCUAAGAGCACAUUUCAUCUUUACAUGGUGAUCCACCACGAGGCUACAAUCAUUAACCUUCUGGAAACGAUCAUGUUCCACAAGGAUUCCUGUGAGGCAGCGGAUGACGCUGUUCUUGAUUUGGUGGAUUAUUGCCACCGGAAACUCACCCUGCUGGCCAGCAAGGCAAUCAGGGAGAACACUACAGCUCAGAUCAACCUGAAAGAUAAAACAGAUAUAUCCUCCAUAGAGGAGUUGCAGAUUCAAAUGGUUGCACUGGAGUUUGAGAUCUCGCUGAAGGCUGUGUCUGUGCUGCGCUACAUCACAGAUCACACCAACAGUAUCAGUGUCAUCAACCGCAUGCUGUGCACCCAUAACCUGCCUUGUGUGCUGGUUCAGCUGAUCGACUGCUGCCCAUGGAGUCGCUGCAGAGAAGGUGAGGUGGAGAAGUACAUGAACAGCAAGUGGCAGAAGAUUCCUGUGGACGACCAUUUAAAGAUGACAAAACUUGACGGCCAGGUCUGGAUCUCGCUUCACAAUCUGCUGCUAAAGGAAGAUUGCCAAAGAAAAUACGACUUAAACAGAUUCAACAAGAAUCAGAUGCUGAAGCUGCGAGGUUUCUUGACAGAGGUGCUGGUUGAUCAGCUGCCAAACCUGGUGGAGCUGCAGCGUUUCCUUGCUCAGCUCGCGGUCACAGAUCCAGGCCCUCCGAAAAAAGAGCUUGUUUUGGAGCAGAUCCCCGAAAUCUGGAACCACAUUGUGAGUGAGAACUCUGGGAAGUGGAAGGCAAUAGCAAAGUAUCAAGUGAAAGAAACGUUCAACCCGUCUGAAAAUGACCUGAGACUACAUGCAGAGAGGUUGGCUCAGACGUACAACUUGGAUGUGAUGGAGAGUUUACUCCCUGAGAAGCCAAAGUGUGGAGGCUGUGGGAAAGAGGCCGCAAAGAGAUGCUCUCGCUGUCAGGGGGAGUGGUACUGUAAUAGAGAAUGUCAGGUGAAGCACUGGCCGAAACACAAGAAAGCGUGUCAGCUCAUGGUCGAGGCCACAGAGAAGAUCCAGAUGGAUCUGCACAUCAAUAACUGAAAGAGAAACCGUUGCUCGCUGAUGUACAGAGAGAUGGAAAGUGCAAGAGGUUACUCUUUAUACCAAAGAUGUGUGGAAAACAGAUCUGCAUGUGGACAUAUCAUUUUUACAAUUUUUAUAUAUUAUAAAUUUCCCUUUUUGUUUUGAACCCUGUAAUGUUUGUUCCUAUAUCAUAAACUAGAAGGGAACUCAGAGAGCGAAUCCCUACGCCAAGGCUGACUGGUUAAUCUGCAUAUAGAUGUAUUGAGAUCAGAUACAUAUACCAUGUACACAGAAGUUACCUGCAAACUGCUCACAUUAAACACAGGCAAAAUGAUGUGAUAAAGUUGAAGGAAUAUUUGUUAAUGUACAGUAACUGAAUAAAGAUCACCC